Micromonas pusilla CCMP1545 is the source of this 2070-nucleotide messenger RNA. RefSeq lists its product as uncharacterized. Gene Ontology annotation, cellular component: plasma membrane. The annotation marks the transcript as partial. The record is from RefSeq and is a predicted model, not a curated record. Lineage: Eukaryota; Viridiplantae; Chlorophyta; Mamiellophyceae; Mamiellales; Mamiellaceae. The transcript has 3 exons. Gene Ontology annotation, biological process: phosphatidylinositol phosphate biosynthetic process. Gene Ontology annotation, molecular function: 1-phosphatidylinositol-4-phosphate 5-kinase activity.
UACUCGAACGGCAACGCGUACGUCGGCGAGUGGAAAGACGGCAAAAAACACGGCCGCGGGGUCUACGCCUGGCGCUCCGGCGCGAGGUACGACGGCGAGUGGUUCCGGGGCGCGAUGCACGGCGUCGGCGCGCUCGUCUCCGCGGACGGCGUCACCGCCUACCGAGGGUCGUUCUUCGCCGGCGAGAAGCGCGGGUUAGGGAGGCAAACGUUCGCGAACGGAGACGCGCACGAGGGCCUGUGGAAAGAUGGCGUCCCGCACGGCCCGGGGACGUACGCGUGGGCGUCCGGGGACGAGUACAACGGCGAGUUCAGGGACGGCGCGAUGUCGGGGUGGGGGACGCUCGUGUUUUUUCGCGACGGCGGCGGCGACGGCGGCGGGGACCGACGCGGGGACCGGCACGACGGCGAGUGGGAAGACGGACUCGAGCACGGGAACGGCGUGUACACGUGGCACGAUACCGGCGCCACGUUCAGCGGGACGUGGCGCCGAGGGAAGAAGCACGGCGUCGGGAUAUGGGCGCCGUCGCUCGACAAGAGGAAGAAGAAGCAGAGGAAACGCGCGGGCGAGCGGGCGACGCGGCUGCGACGUGCCGGGAGCAUCGAGGGCGGGAAGACCCCGGGGAGCGCGGCGGCGCGAAGGUUGUUCGAGCCCUCCGAGGAGGAGGUGACCGGGGAGGUCGACACCGACGAGGACACCGAGGAGGAGGAGGAGGAGGAGGAGGAGGAGAACGGCGGCGGCGGCGGCGGCGGCGGCGGCGGCGGCGCGGUGUUCGCCGCCGCGGCCGCGGUGACCGCGCCGAGGGCGAAGAUGGGGUGGCUUCAAGCGCGAAGGACGCCGCUCGCGGGGGAGACGAUAUACAAAGGGCACAAGAGCUACGAGCUCAUGGUGCAGUUGCAGGUGGGAGUGCGGUGGAGCAUCGGCCGCGGCGAGGCCCCGAGUCGCGCGGCAGCGGCGACGGCGGCGGCGACGACGGCGGAACUCAUCACGCCCGCCGUGGACGCGACGCGCAAAAUCAAGCAGAGCUUCCCGCGGGGCGGGUCCGCGUCGACGCCGCCGCACCCAGCCGGGGACUUCAAGUGGAAAGACUACGCCCCCGGGACGUUCAAAUCGCUUCGAAAGCGUUGGGGGAUCGACGUCGGCGACUUCAUGCUUUCUCUCUGCGGCGACGCCGCGCUCAGAGAGCUCCCGUCCCCGGGGAAGUCCGGCAGCGUGUUCUACCUCUCGCACGACGACAAGUUCAUCGUGAAGACGAUGCGGAAGCACGAGGCGAAGACGUUGAUCGAAGCGCUGCCGCGGUAUCACGCGCACGUAUCGAAAUCGGAGUCGACGCUGUUGACGAAAUUCUUCGGCCUGUACCGCGUGAAGACGCCGAAAGGAAGGAAGGUCCGGUUCAUCGUCAUGGCGAACUUGUUCCGCACGGAGCUGCCGAUCCAUCGCGUGUACGACCUCAAAGGAAGCACGCACGGGCGGUACACCAAGGGCGGGGAGUCGAGCGCGGGGCCGGGGGUCACGUUGAAGGACCUGGACCUCGCCUACGCGUUUCGUCUAGACGUCGGCGCGAGGGAUAAGCUGUCGCGGACGCUGCGGGAGGACUGCCGUCUGCUCGAGGAGAUGAAGGUGAUGGACUACUCCUUGCUCGUGGGCGUGCACUUUCGAGACGUGAAGAGCGACGACGCGUCGUCAGGGAGCGGCGGCGGCGCGACGAGGCGCGACGACGACGAAGAGGCGACGAGUCCUCUCACCCCUCCGUCGGACGACGGCGACGGCGACGGCGACGUGUGCGUCGCGCUUCGCCGCCUCUCCUCCGCCCUCAGCAGCAGCAGCGAGCGACGCCGCUCGUUCGGGCACCUGGACGACGUCCUCUCGACCGCGCCGACGAGGACGGACGCCGCGAGGGACGUCGUGUUGCACCUCGGGAUCAUCGACAUCCUUCAGGAGUACAACGGCGCGAAGCGGAUGGAGAGCGCGCUCCGGGGGUCGCUGCACGGGCGAGGGGCGAUAUCCGCGGUCGAUCCGGUGCGGUACUCGAGAAGAUUUCAGCGAUUCCUCGGGAAGGUGUUCGAGUGA